Molecule: messenger RNA, 3636 nt
Organism: Electrophorus electricus (electric eel)
Lineage: Eukaryota; Metazoa; Chordata; Actinopteri; Gymnotiformes; Gymnotidae
Gene: alkbh3
Product: alkB homolog 3, alpha-ketoglutarate dependent dioxygenase
Biological process (GO): DNA alkylation repair
Cellular component (GO): mitochondrion; nucleoplasm
Molecular function (GO): dioxygenase activity
Source: RefSeq, a predicted model, not a curated record
UGGACACACUGACUCUCUUAGAACGCUACACGGCUACCGAUAUAGCUAGGUAGAAUAGAUUAGAUAUGUCUGUACAUGUUCGGUCAGUAAAAUGUGAUCUCGAAACUUUGCCAACCUUUGAUAAAACAUUAAACUGUUUAUAUCAGCCAUGUUAGCUAUAUUAAAAAGUCUGGUUUUGGGUUUGGAUACAUUUAACUCUUAAUUAGCUAGCCUAGCUAAAUUAGCUGACCUAGCAUAGCUGGCUAGCGAAGUCCACCGACGUGUUUCAGUUUGCUUUAGACUUUCUGCUAAACUAUAGCCGCACUGUGUGCAUAUGAAUAAAUUAACUUCCUACCUUCUCUGUGUAAUUGCCAGUUUAUUCAGUAACGAUGAAACAGCGGAGACUAGGUUUCAUUUACAUAGCCUCCUGCUCUAGCUAGGUUAGCUAACUGCAUAACUUGCAUUUCGGUACACCUGAAGGUGGCAGCAAGGUUUAGUUCAACUUUAUGGGUGAUAAACGUCAGAGAGCGAGAGUGCAGGGUUCCUGGGCAAAACCGUUGCCCAAACCAGCACGCCCUACAGUGUCAGGUGGGCAGCCAGUGACUGGGCCAUGGAACACUGGACCAAGAACAUUUGAGUUCCAUCAACCAACUAAUCCCAUUAGAGUGAUACCUGAGGACAAGACAAUAGAAGAGGCUGGGGUCUAUGAGAUCAGCCAGGGUCCCACAGGAGUGUCCAGACUCCGGCUGUUACCCAGGUUUCUGACCAUGGAGGAAGCUGACUGGAUGUUGGCAACACUGCUGGCUGAGCUGCCGUGGUCACAGAAGACCAAUUAUGGCAUGAUGGGGGGAGCAUACGAGGAACCCAGGUUGACUUGUUGGUACGGAGAACUGCCUUACACGUAUUCUCACUCCACAUUGCAAGCUAACCCUCAGUGGCAUCCUGUCCUCACAACGCUGCGUCAGACCGUUGAGCGUGAGACCUCUCACACCUUUAACUCGUUACUAUGUAACUUGUACCGUGAUGGGAAGGACAGCAUUGCUUGGCACAGUGAUGACGAGUCCUCUUUGGGCCCUCACCCCACCAUUGCCUCUCUCAGUCUGGGGGACACACGAGUCUUUAGCCUCCGGAAGAAACCUCCUCCAGAGGAGAAUGGAGACUACAAAUAUGUAGAGAAACUGAGGGUACCAAUGAGUCAUGGGACACUCCUAGUAAUGGAAGGAUGCACUCAAGAUGACUGGCAGCAUCAGGUGGCGAAGGAAUACCAUGACCGAGGCCCUAGGAUAAACCUGACCUUCCGUACAACCUACCCAGAACCAGAACAGCCGUCCAACAGAUGACAGAUAACCAUGAAGAAGACGGGCUAGAGGAGAAGUGGAGAGUUGGAAGCAAUCAGCAACAGAGGCAGGGAAUGAAACUGAUAAAGGAAUUUGGUCUUUCUCGAACACUUGCAGAACAUCAACAAAAUAAUGAUGGAUUGCGUUGUCGUGUUCACCAAAUAAGGAAACAGACUCUGCUGCAACAUAAUAUCUUACAUAGUGAAGUAGCCCUUUUCGGUGGUGGUCAUACUGUUCUGCAAAAUGAUCUUUGAAGAUAUUAAAUGAUUACUUAAACAUAACGUCUACUUAUUGGGUUUUAAGAUGUUAUUUGAAACAAACAAAAUUUUUGUUUAAACGAUUUUUCUGUUCAACUGAGUGACUUAUAAUAAUGUAGCCAAAUGUAUGUUAAUUUGCACCUCCUAAGUAAGCAUUUUUUGUUUUUUGCUUAAGAUGCUACAAAGUUUCUAAAGGCAUUUUGUUCAGUGUAGGUAACAACCUUUGUUAUUGCUUCUAAUAGUUUUAGUAUUACAAGAGAAUUACAAGGCCCACAAGCACAUGUUAAAAGGUACAAAAAUGUUCAGUAUUGACCCAGACAGUUGUUCAUACUUUGGUUACAGACACAGCUCUUAUGCAUGCACACUUGGAGGCAGUUCUUUGUAUGUGGGCAAACUGCUCUUUUAUGCAAUGAGUGCAGUUCAUGUGCAGUUUGAAGCUGGGUUAGGAUCUGAAUGGAUAUCUGUGCUUUCAAACACAUCUUAUGCUGGAUUGGUUUUCCAGACAUUUAUGCUCUCUAUGAAAACAAAGGUGACUUGCUCAUUUAUCAUUUGCUCAUGUCCUGCACACACAUUUUCAGAUGUGCUUCUGUUUUAAAGGUUAACAAAGCUGAAUGUAUACAAAGGUCUUAUGAUGCUCAUUGUACUCAGUGACCCUUUGAUUUAAGGAAAGUGUUGCUAUUAUUUAACUGCAUAUGUAAUCUAGACUGAUUUAUACUACUAGCUAUUAGUAUAGCCUCAGUGCUUUGGAAAAUUGUAACCUCAAGAUUUUAACCAAGGACCUUUAUCACAGCUUGUACCUGUUACGAGAGAAUAAAUCCCUCGUUGCUUGCUGUGAUCUACUUGUAGUGAUUUGUUACAGAAGUUUAAUUAAAGCUACACUGUGUACCUUAAUACUUCACAGGCUUUGCCUUGGGCCACUUGUGAGAACCAAUAAAAACCGAGCCGUGUUUGGAAAGUCAGGCUCUUGCUGCGUCUGUGCUGGAAUGCAAUAGCUCAUUCUGUUUACUGUAAUGGGUUCAGUGGGCCUAACCUUUUACUGACGCAACUCAUGAUGUGUGAGAGAGGGAAAGGGAACACAUUUGCUUUUCAAGUUUUUCAGAGGAUACUUUUAUUUGUACAUUUGGCAAAAACAAUGUCUCCUGUGACUGGCAUGUCUUUUGAGUAUAGUCCAGUCCAAUCCUUCCAAUGUCAUGCCCCUGUUCCCAAAUCUCUUAUGGUAAGUCACUGAAAAAAUGUGCGCCAGUAAAUGUACUCACGAUAACUCUGGAUAUGCUUUGUUAGCCAUGUCUACAUAUUAGUUGUCCAUGUCUGCUUCAAUGCUGGAAAAUGGUUCCCCUCUGAGUCCAACUGGCUGACUCUGCUUUCAGUUGUUGCAUAAGAACCAGGCGACUUGUGUUUCCACUCACCCCACCACCUUGCUCCAUUAGUACCAUGUAGGCUAGAACCAAAGCACUAACUUCAGCUGCCUGAGAUACCUAUCCAAACAGAAAGCUCUCUGUUAUCAAUGCCAUGUCAACAUUCUCCCCUCCUAUAUCAGAUAGGUGUAGCUGGCCUGUUUUUCAGUGUGUUGAGAUAUUUUGAUGUAUUAUCAGAUCUGCGUGAACUUGGUCAUGUUUUGAGUAAUGUGAAUGGGAAUAGACAUAGUAGACAUAGCGGACCUGUGUGCAUUUUCCAAACCAACACCACCCCAAAUAUACCUACACCCACAGUAGUAGCAGGCUUCAGUCAUCCAUCUGUGAGGGCAGUACUCCAGCCCUCAUUAGCUCUCAAAUUCAAAACAGUUCACCAUGUGUGUUCUGUUUAGUGCUUAGGACACUGCCACCACUGUUCUUUCGUUUGACUUUCAUAUGUCAAAUAAUGAAUAUUUGCUGUUUUUCUUUAUCACUUUCUUUACAUUGUAGUCCAUGUUUUUGAGUAAAAUGUGUCAUUAGAACAUCUACUUCAUUUGAAUGAAAUUGCUUGUGAAUGUCAACUCAAAUGGACUCCGUUUCAAAUCUCAGCAAGAAUACUUAUGUUGAAGGCUGUUUGAGGCAGGCAUGUGACCUCAACACCUGUGUGACAUA